CAGACCCCAGCCCUCGGCGCGGCUGGCCUCUGCCCGAAGCCGCUCCUGUUUGCGGUCUGAAUUCGGACUGUAGUUGUGUCAGUGUGUUAUGAUGCCAUCUCGUACCAACCUGGCUACUGGAAUCCCCAGUAGUAAAGUGAAAUACUCAAGACUCUCCAGCACAGAUGAUGGCUACAUUGACCUUCAGUUUAAGAAAAGCCCUCCUAAAAUCCCAUAUAAGGCCAUUGCGCUUGCUACAGUGCUGUUUUUGAUCGGCGCCUUCCUCAUUAUCAUAGGCUCCCUCCUGCUGGCCGGCUAUAUCAGCAAAGGGGGGGCAGACCGGGCCGUUCCCGUCCUGAUCAUUGGCAUCCUGGUGUUCCUGCCAGGAUUUUACCACCUGCGCAUCGCCUACUAUGCAUCCAAAGGCUACCGGGGUUACUCCUACGAUGACAUUCCAGACUUUGAUGACUAGCACCCACCUCAGCCCUGAGGAGCAGAGUCAGAUGGGACUGAGCUCAGCUUUGAGAUACUGAGCAGAAACUAUGGCUUAGGGCUAAGGAAUUCUGCAGUUUGCAGACGUUUAACAAAACAAUGGCUAGGUUUUAUGGGUCCACCCUACAGAUGCUAACGGAGCUUACAAUUAGCUAAUUAGGGCAUAUAUAUUUCAGCUCCUGGUUCUGACAAAAGCUGACAAGUUUUUCCACAUGAACCUGUAUCAUGGAAGAAUAGCAGUGUUAAUUGGAAAAAGCAGGAGGUUAUUCUGUAGUGGGAAGUGUUGCUGUCACCACCCUUUUUAGAGUUGAGCAUUUCUUUUAAAUAGUCUUUAUUGUCAGUUUGUUCUUGUGACAAAUGGAAGUACGCAGUAUAUCAGAAUUCUUGUUACUAAGUAAUUUAUUUUGAAAAUACCUAAGUAUCUUAUCCCCUAUGCUUUAACUUCAUGCUCUAGUGGAACACCUUGGCAAAAUCAGAUAUUAGUGUGGAUGCGUCUGUAAUAUUUCUUACUUGCUUUCCUGUUAAAAGCAAUCAGAAAUUUUAAACCUCAGAACAAGUUUUCAAAAUGUAGACACAUUCUGUUCAAUCCUUGGGCAGCUCUAACCUGGUUCACCAUUAGCUUGGGCACCAUAUAAUUUGUAUAAUUCUAUCCUUUAUAGAUUAAGAUGUUCUGUAUGUCAUGCUUUUAAGGACUGGGCUUUGGUCUGUUUUCUGAGGAAGAAUGUAGAUAAGUGGGGGUUAUUUAGAGUUUAUAACCCCAUUAUUGUCACCUUGUAUUGUGAUGUCCUGCUGAAGAUCACAAGAUUUGGCCUGGAUCCCUAGGGGACUAGACUGCCUUAAUUUGAUUCUAUUUCCUAGCUUGCAAAAAGUGACUUACGUUCAAAAGAAAUUAAAAUGUCAAAAUCUAAAUUCUACACUUAAAUUAGUUCAUUUUAAACAUAUUUCAGAAAACAUUUUAAUGAUUAAAUGAUAUCUUAGAUCCCAAUAUCAAGGACUACUUUUAUUUUUAGAUAACUGGCAUUGUAAGUCAGACUGCUUUUCAGUCAUUCUUUUAGUCUGAGGUUGUGGAUUGGGCAGCUAGAAGCCUGGAAGUGCUAUUAGCUGGGAUUUGGAGGGCUGUAGGUAGAGCAAGUUUACUGGGGAAGAUGAGUUUAACUUUGGGUGUCUUAAGUUUUAGAUGCUCAGCAUCCAAGUGGAGCUGUUGACUAGGCAAUUGCAAUAUGCAGGUUUGGAGUACAGGAAUGGAGCCUAGGCUGGAGGUAGAAAUUUGGGAGUCAGUGGUAGGACAAUAUAUCCAAGAACUGUGGGGCUUUAUGAGAUCACCCACGGAGUGUGCACAUGGGAAAAAACACUAGGACUCCGGAAAUGAGGGACAAAAAGGGUGACCUGAAGCAGCCUCUAGGGUUAGGUAUAUUUGUUAAUGGGAGGGUAGGCUGGGGAAUUCCAAUAGUCUAAUUAAAGUUCUUGGGACUUGGCAGUGAAGAUGUAAGGAAAUAUAUAAAGCUUUAUCCUGGGCAGUGUUUGCAAAGCAAAGCUCACACCAGAAGUUCCUUUUCAUAAGGAUAAUGAUGCUAUUGGUAAGGGUGGGGCGAAUGGAACGGAAGGAUAUAAAGUGAAAAGUAAGCAUUUGGUUGGGGUGAGUAAGCAUUUGUUUCCCCAGCCCAUUCCCCAAGGUUGUCUUAAGUUUCUUGUAUACCCUUCCUCCCUUCCAGAAAUGUUUUAAGUAUGACUGUAUAUCCUUUUGGGGAAAAAAAAAAAAACCCCAAAACAAAAAACGUGGUAUCCCAUUGUAUCAUUUUAUAUAUUUUUUUCUAUCCUAUUUUGUAUAUCUUUCUAUAUCCACAGAGAUCAGCCACAUUUUUAAAAUGUAAAUUAUAAGUACAGUUUUUCAUGCUGUGUGUGUAGUCAUAGGGUUCUAAGAGCAGAGACCAUAAAAGUCAGAUUCCUAGAGCAGGAAUUCCCUCUUGGAUGUCCCCUGAGGAAUGGCCUUUGCUGUUCUAUUUGAACAUUCAGGCUCAUAAUUUCAUUCCAUUUGGGAAUUUUACAGGAGUAUUGUUUAUUAAGCCAAAAUUGGAAUACCUAUGAAUAUGGAUUGACAGUGGUUGUAUAUUCUGGUGCUUUAUACAGAACAUCUAGACCUGCGUAAUAAUAGUGAAUGUUUCUUGAACCCUU
Molecule: messenger RNA, 2643 nt
Organism: Miniopterus natalensis
Lineage: Eukaryota; Metazoa; Chordata; Mammalia; Chiroptera; Miniopteridae
Gene: TMEM230
Product: transmembrane protein 230
Biological process (GO): synaptic vesicle transport
Cellular component (GO): endomembrane system; synaptic vesicle
Source: RefSeq, a predicted model, not a curated record